This is a messenger RNA of Cucumis melo (muskmelon), 2273 nucleotides long. RefSeq lists its product as uncharacterized. The coding region runs from base 332 to 2038 and encodes 568 amino acids. Lineage: Eukaryota; Viridiplantae; Streptophyta; Magnoliopsida; Cucurbitales; Cucurbitaceae. The transcript has 10 exons. The record is from RefSeq and is a predicted model, not a curated record. Gene Ontology annotation, cellular component: cytoplasm.
UAAAUCCCUAAUUUCCACUUCCUUCUCUCUGGUCACUGCAUCGAGCACGCACGGGUGUUCUCUGUCUCUAUUAACGCUGAAACCUUGCGGCGGCGACGGUGCCGGCUAAUACCUAACGACGGCAGCGAAGGGCUGAUACUUUCCUUCAAGCACGGAAGCUUCUGUGUUAAAAUUAUUCUUUUUGCCCUAAUUCUAGCAACUCCCUGUUCCCAAGUACCCGCCAUCGCUUAUCGCUUGCUCUACUUCUUCUCCAGCCGUUAUCUUCUCUUCUAUUACCAUCUUAAAGUUGACGCGAAAUUGGUGUGAAAAUCACUCCGAGCUCGCAGGAACUAUGAGGGAACUCGUGACUGUUCAAGUUGGAGAAUUUGCGAACUUCGUUGGUUCUCAUUUCUGGAACUUUCAGGAUGAGUUGAUUGGCUUGGCUGCGGACCCUCUUGGAGAUGCUGUGUUUAAGAAUCAACAUCUUAAUAUGGACGUACUCUACCGUUCUGGUGAGACUCAACAGGGUGUACUUACAUAUACUCCACGCCUAGUUUCAGUUGGCUUUAAAGGAGGCUUAGGAUCUGUAAGUGCACGUGGCACUCUAUAUAAUGAUGACGUGGAUACACCAUCUGAUAUUGUCACAUGGCGUGGUAGUGUUGCCACUCAUCAUACUGAACCACGUAAGAAAAACUUAUUCUUGCAAAGUUUAUCUGAAGAAGAGCAAGAGAACUUGGUGGAUGGUGAAAAUAGUAGUCGAGGAGAAAUUGAGGAUAAAGAUAUUGUUAAAUGUCUAGAAAAUGAUGUCACCUUUUGGACGGACUUCUCUAAGGUUCACUAUCACCCUCAAAGUUUAUAUCAAUUAGCUGGAUCGUGGGUGGAUGCUCAGGAGUUCGACAAUUAUGGAAUUGGAAAAGAGUCUUUCUCUUGGAGUUUGCAAGGUGAAGAUAUUGAUGAAAGGCUUCGUUUUUUUGUGGAGGAAUGUGACCAUAUCCAAGGCUUUCAGUUCAUAGUUGAAGACUCGGGAGGAUUUUCAGCAGUAGCUGGGGAUUUUCUUGAGAGCGUUGCAGAUGAAUAUUCAAACACCCCAGUUUUACUUUAUAGUGUUCGAAGUCCUAGUUCUAACGUGCUUCGUGAAAAUAAGAGGCAGAUAGUUUCUAGAGAUCUCCACGAUGCAAUUUCAUUUGCGAGAUUAUCAUCUUUCUGUCAGCUCUAUGUGCCAGUUGGUUUGCCAAGUUUGAGCAGAAGCAAAGCUGCCACCCAUCUCUGCAUUGAUGACCAGAAACCUUAUCACUGUAGUGCUGUAUAUGCUGCUGCUUUACACUCCAUUGGUCUUCCUUUUCGAAUGGAAGCCCAGGGGCCAACCACAGAUUCAUGUUAUGUUUCUGGUGCACUUCAUGUCAAUGACAUGGUACGUAUGUUAGCUGGGCAAGGUAGGCAAAACAUGGUGGCCAUUUUGGAUGUUGCAAUGCCAGCGCCCACUCUCUUGGAGAAACAUUUGGGUCAAUCUUUGUUGGGAAGUUUGCAACCGUUGACACCAGAGGUAAAAGAAGAUGCAGAAGAUUUGUUGGCAUUGGAGUCCAUGACUGUGCAUGGAGUGUUUGAAUCAGGAGGGGACCGGGCUUCAGUCUCCGAAUUAAAGGAUCAAAUUAGCGCUGCUUACGAAGGUGAAACAGUAAGACCAAUGCUCUGCCAUCUAUCAGCAGCUCAAUGUCCUCUGCCUGUACCAUUGUCUUUUCCUUCAAUCUUUGGAAACCUAGUUGGCCAACAUGGUCAAUUGUUGGCUACUCCAAUCUCAGGUGUUUCAUCAAGGGGAUCCCUUGACGUGUAUUCCAUCCCCAUGGCAGCUCGGCUACGUUCUAGCAAUGCUGUACUACCAUUUAUAGAGAGAAGACUAACAAAUCUUCUUAGACAUGGAACGGUACAAGGAUCAUCUGCAACCCCAUUACUUAGGAGUUGGGGGUUUGGAAGAGAGGAACUAGAAGACAUGGGAGAAUCACUUUCAAAAAUGGUUUUGGCGCUAAAUCCACAUUCGCUAACUUCAUCAGAUUCUGAUUGAAGUAUAACUUAUAAAAUUGAAAAUGUAGAAACUUAUGAGAAUCACUUUAAAAAGUCGUGUGUUUGAUUAACUCAGAAUGAUGAAAUGAACAUGAGAAUAUGGGUUUUUAAUGUGAUUGUUCUCAUUCUUGUGGCUAGGGAUUUGGAUGAGGGCAUCAAGAAAAGUCAAGUCAACUGUCAAGCUGCCUGCAGUUUUGUUGGAAUACGAAUAAUAGUAUAGUUGCGUCUUCCUUUGA